Messenger RNA from Rhincodon typus (whale shark), 699 nucleotides. RefSeq names its product inositol polyphosphate-5-phosphatase A (gene inpp5a). The record is from RefSeq and is a predicted model, not a curated record. The coding region runs from base 73 to 699 and encodes 208 amino acids. Gene Ontology annotation, biological process: phosphatidylinositol dephosphorylation. Gene Ontology annotation, molecular function: inositol-polyphosphate 5-phosphatase activity. Lineage: Eukaryota; Metazoa; Chordata; Chondrichthyes; Orectolobiformes; Rhincodontidae. The transcript is spliced from 7 exons.
GUGCAUACGCACAAGCCUCAUUUUAUUGCAUUGCAUUGCCAAGAGGUUGGCGGGAAGAACUAUGAAGCAUCAAUGUCUCAUGUUGACAAGUUUGUGAAAGAAUUGCUAUCGAGUGAUGAAAUGAACGAGUAUAAUCGAGCACGAGUGUACUUGGAUGAAAAUUACAAAUCGCAAGAACAUUUUACGGCUUUAGGAAAUCUUUACUUUCUUCACGAGUCUUUGAAAAAUACCUAUCAAUUUGAUUUUAAAGCUAAAAAGUUCAAGAAAGUAACGGGUAAAGAAAUCUACUCAGAAACGUUAGAAAGCACACCCAUGCUGGAAAAAGAGAAAUUUCCACAAGAUUACUUCCCCGAGUGUAAGUGGUCCAGAAAAGGCUUCAUCAGAACACGAUGGAGUGUCACUGAUUGUGCCUUUGACUUGGUGAACAUUCAUCUUUUCCAUGAUGCUUCCAAUUUAAUUGCUUGGGAAACAAGCCCAUCUGUCUACUCAGGAACCCGACAGAAAGCUCUCGCUUACGUACUAGAUAGGAUUACAGAUCAACGAUAUGAGAAGGUACCACACUUCCUGUUUGGUGACUUCAACUUCAGGUUGGAUUCUAAAGGUGUGAUAGAGGUAGGUGUUAUUGAUGGACAGAAGUUCUACCAGACUCCAGUUCCACCAACAUUACCGGUUUUACUCUCUAGUUUCACAACAUUCUGA